This is a messenger RNA of Glycine soja, 516 nucleotides long. RefSeq lists its product as uncharacterized. Lineage: Eukaryota; Viridiplantae; Streptophyta; Magnoliopsida; Fabales; Fabaceae. Bases 1 to 516 code for a protein of 171 amino acids. The record is from RefSeq and is a predicted model, not a curated record. The transcript has 2 exons.
AUGGUUAGAACGAGAGGUUUAGGUCAUGCAUUAGGUAAGGGUAUAGGCAGAGGCCGGGGUGGACAGGAUGAACAUCAUGCAGAUGAUGUUCCCAGGUGGCAUAGGCCUACUGCAUCCUUCCAUAGACAACGAGUACAUGUUUCUGUUGCUGAGGAAAUUGCUGAUAUGACUGAGGAUGUUCCUCCGAUGACUACGGACGUACCUGCAGUUGGUGUAGAGGGCUUAGCUAGUGAUGUUGUUGCGAGAUCAGUUGUUGAUGAUGCUGAGGGAUUCCCAGGUGGACCGCGGGACCCAUCAGUGCUGACUUCGUUUGCGGAGCAUGUUGCACACAACAUAUGGAGUGGAGAGGAACGUCCUAAAUUGAAGCUGGCCUCCCACGGAAGAAAGGUAGAGAAAUUUGGGAGGCCAGCGCCCGAGAUUGCGGGGUUAGUCGCUGCCAUAGGAUUAACUCCUUUGAUCGGGUGUUCAGUAGUCACCGGCGAUCCGGGAGUUAUAUCCGCUUUCAUGGAGAGGUAG